Messenger RNA from Coccidioides posadasii C735 delta SOWgp, 2719 nucleotides. RefSeq lists its product as uncharacterized. Lineage: Eukaryota; Fungi; Ascomycota; Eurotiomycetes; Onygenales; Onygenaceae. The record is from RefSeq and is a predicted model, not a curated record.
AUGCCCAUUUUUCAGGAUCCAGAUCGCCAGAGAGACUGCUCCGAUCCGCCAUGGCCUGAUGACCGCAGUUAUAUACAGUGUCCAGCUGAUAUAGAGCUUAACGGCCGGCACAACAAAGUUAUGACUGAUAUCACGCCGCGAGAAUCCAGGAUGGAGUCAGAAAAUCGGCCAACUCUUCGCACGAGUAGUCGAGAAGAAUUAAUUCAGCGUAUUAAACGAGGAGAGAGCCCUACGUGGGUGCCCAGUCGCUCACUGGAGGAAUACUUCGCAAUACAUGGAGAUGAUCCUCAGACUAGACUUGAAGAAUUGCAAAAAAGAGAGAGACUGUCUCUCUCACCAUCAAAUGAGGAGGGAUCGGAGUCUCCAGAGCGGUGCUCGCGAAGUCAAAGUCGAUGUGGCCCAUUACUGGAUUCUCCUAUAGAGAUCGAACGUCCGCGCUCAGCACUACAUUCUGGUGAUUUUCGUGAGCAUUCACCAGAAUCCCCAGAAAAGCUGCAAGAGGGCAACCUUGAUGGCCAGUCCGGUUAUCAGGUACUAUCGACGUCACCACCGGCCCCAUGGUAUUUAGGUUCGCCUGAGUCACGACUAAAGUCUUUAUCAUUUCAAGAGGAGUCAUCACCAAUGCCCGCCAUACGGCCUGUCCCAUCGCUUGGUCGAUUAAGGCCUCCCUCAGUCAGCUCGUUUUCUGCAAACUAUGUGCUUAAGCCACCCACAAGCCCCCUUGUACACCAAGCCAACAAUCCUGACCUCGAUAUGCCCCACAACAUUGAUUCGCUUGACUUGUCUCCAUGCUUGGAAAAAGCGAAUCGCCGGCGGACACUGCCGCCCGAAGCUUUUCAAACAUCACAGCACAUCCACAGCUGGGGCCAUGGCUAUGGAACAUCGCCCGGUUUCAACCACCGAGAAGGGGUAUUCUCACAUCAGGGACACCGGCCACGGAGAUCCCUAACCUCUGGAUUCACACUUCAGCCAGCGUCGUCUCCUCAGAAUUCUUUCUUGUCCCGUAUCAGACGUCCUUCUCAGUCGUCAGAUGCAGCCCCAUUACACCAUGCAUCUAUGGUUGGAUCUUUUGAAGAAUCUAUUCUUCGAGGCAGAAUGUCUAUGUCUCCGUCAAAGCCACUUGACUUCACUGCCCAGGUUGGAGUGCUGGGAAGAGGUCAAUGCAAGGCUAAUUUGAAAUGUCCACCCCAUGUGACAGUGUUGUUUCCUGCCGUUUUUUAUAGCUAUCCUACAUCGAGCGGUGGAAGGACUAUCUCAGACGAUAGCCCAAGCCCGUAUGUUGGGUACAUCGAUAUCGAAAACUCGUUUCCCGGCGAAGUUCGACCGCCUAGGAAAAGUUUCAGGCAGACAACGAUACCCCCUAGAAAUCCUUUCCCAACUCACGCAAACGAGGAGCGCAUUCCCCAAAAGACCCAAUCAUCGCCGCAAGAGCGACGGGUUCGGGAAAAGAAGUCGCGUCGACCGCAGUCUCCCAAGUGUCCGCCUGGUGGCUGCUACCGAAUCCCACAGCAAGGUCAGUUGCAGAUUGUAAUAAAGAAUCCCAACAAGACAGCCGUGAAGCUGUUUCUCGUUCCAUACGACCUUGAAGGGAUGGAACCUGGAACGAAGACCUUUGUUCGACAAAGAAGCUACUCCAUCGGCCCUGCCGUGGACUCGCCCUUGACAUCAGGGACGGUUCUCGAUAGCAGCAUAGCGGAAAGCUCACAAGGCCCUGGCGGCAGCGCUGACGAUAAGCCAGUCCUCAGGUACCUCAUUCACGUCAACAUCUGUUGCCCAUCAAAGGGCCGCUUCUAUCUUUACUCUGGGAUUCGUGUUGUCUUUGCAAAUCGAGUUCCAGAUGGUAAAGAGAAGCUGCGCAACGAAGUGCAUUAUCCUGAGCCUCGGUAUAGCCCCUAUAAACUGGUGAAGGACACUAGUGCUAGCAUGAAGAUGGAACCCCCAUUGAGGAGGAAAAGUGAUGGUCCUGGAUUUAGACUGCAGGGCUCAGUCGACGCAGGAGAACGCCUCCCCUCCAAAACAACACAAUUCGGCGCUCCUCUACCUACCCCUCAACCGUCAGCUCCAUCGAUGUUCCCUAACGGAACAAAUCCUAUUGCACCACGUGAAAUGACAAUGGCGAUUGACCCCGAUUAUAUACCAGAAGGCAGAUAUGUCCUUGGAUCUUCCCCAUCACAAUCUCUGGCGGGCGUAUCAUUCCCACGCUUCGAGCCAUCCCCCCCGCAGAUACGAGCAUAUAUGUCCAGGUCAGACACGCAGGAGGAGACGUGUAGUCUGCGAGAAAGUGACGCUGGCUACGUCAAACAGACCCGACCGCUAGGCUACGCGCACAACGGUGUUGAGAGCCUGUUGGCGCAAAAACUGCGCAAUUUUAAUGAAACGAAGCAGGAACUUCCAGAUCCAGAAAUAUAAUUGACCAGCUUACGACAACCUAUACUUUACGCCCCUUAGUUACCCCGUCUUAUGAUAUUUAUUCGUCACAAUAGCUCAUCUGAGAAUCGAUAACUCUACUCGCGGCUCUGGGAUACAUGCUUUGAAUAUUGGUCUUUUGGUGUUCUACGGUGUCAGGAUUCUGUGAAUACUUGUUGGAUUUUACUCUGCUCUAUACCCACUAAUGGACAAUGAUAGUCCCUUUUAGUCCUGGUCGUUUGGAAAAGUAUCGUAUAUGAAUUACAGUCACUGGGGAGUGGGUGAUAGCUGACCUAGGACUCAUUCUAAACUA